This is a messenger RNA of Anguilla rostrata (American eel), 2272 nucleotides long. Its product is annotated as basement membrane-specific heparan sulfate proteoglycan core protein-like. The record is from RefSeq and is a predicted model, not a curated record. The transcript has 8 exons. Gene Ontology annotation, biological process: cell surface receptor signaling pathway. The coding region runs from base 101 to 1594 and encodes 497 amino acids. Gene Ontology annotation, cellular component: plasma membrane. Gene Ontology annotation, molecular function: transmembrane signaling receptor activity. Lineage: Eukaryota; Metazoa; Chordata; Actinopteri; Anguilliformes; Anguillidae.
CUUGGCGGGAUGGCAUACCUGCCAUCCCAAUAGCCCAGGGGUUUCUUUUUUAUCGCUCUUUUGAUCACUGAAGUUGAAGCACUAAACUUCCUCUUGAAUCAUGCAGGCAAACAGAGGGGUCACAUUGAUCUUGCUGAGCCUAAUGACAAGACUGGGGAGCCCAAAGGAUGUACUGACUCUGCAGCCUAACUGGCCCCUGUUCUUCACUGGAGAGACCGUCACUCUCAGGUGUUUGGGACAGCCAUUCAAACAUUUUGGAUUCACAUGGUCCAGAUAUGAAUCAAAUAGUCUUGUGACAAAGCACACAUCCCAAGAAAACUACUACACCAUCGCACCUGUUACUGAAGCCCACAGUGGUGUAUAUAGGUGUUAUGCUGAAUCCAGCAGUGAUCCUGUUAGACUGAACGUGUCAGCACUGCCUAAAGCCACUCUGACGGUACAGCCAAAAUGGCACCCACUGUACAAUGGAGAGAACGUCACCCUGAGGUGUGAGGUGGACCCCUACAGCAACUGGAUAUAUUCCUGGUACAAAGACCAGGCCCAGAUGGCUUUGUCUCAGACUGCUGGUCACAGUGUAACUGGUAACAGACUCAACAUCCCUGGUGCAGCUGGGUCUGACCAGGGGCAGUACUGGUGUGAGGGGAGGCUGGAGGGGAGAAAUGUGACAUCACAGCGCAGCGACUCCAUCCCUCUUGCAGCCCUGCCUAAAGCCACUCUGACUGUAGAGCCAAAAUGGCGCCCACUGUACAAUGGAGAGACCGUCACCCUGAGGUGUGAGGUGGACUCCUACAGCAGCUGGACAUAUUUCUGGUACAAAGACCAGGCCCAGAUGGCUGUGUCUCAGACUGCUGGUCACAGCGUGACUGGUAACAGACUCACCUUCCCUGGUGCUGCUUGGUCUGACCAGGGGCAGUACUGGUGUGAGGGGAGGCUGGAGGGGAGAAAAGUGACAUCACAGCGCAGCGACUCCAUCACUCUGACUGUAGCACUGCCUAAAGCCACUCUGACUGUAGAGCCAAAAUGGCGCACACUGUACAAUGGAGAGACCGUCACCCUGAGGUGUGAGGUGGACUCCUACAGCAACUGGAUAUAUUUCUGGUACAAAGACCAGGCCCAGAUGGCUGUGUCUCAGACUGCUGGUCACAGUGUAACUGGUAACAGACUCACCAUCCCUGGUGCUGCUGGGUCUGACCAGGGGCAGUACUGGUGUGAGGGGAGGCUGGAGGGGAGAAAAGUGACAUCACAGCGCAGCGACUCCAUCAAUCUGACUGUUGCAGCCCUGCCUAAUGCCUCUCUGACUGAAGAGCCAAAAUGGCGCCCACUGUACAGUGGAGCGACCGUCACCCUGAGGUGUGAGGUGGACUCCUACAGCAACUGGACACAUUUCUGGUACAGAGACCAUAACCAGACAGCCACAUCUCUCACUAAAGAGUACAGUGUAAACAUCACUGGGGCUGCUGGAUCUGACCAGGGGCAGUACUGGUGUGAGGGGAGGCUGGAGGGGAGAAAUGUGACAUCACAGCCCAGCGACUCCAUCACUCUGACUGUUGCAGGUGAGUCUCAGAAUGAAGAGAAUGUGGAAGUUGCCUUAUAAAACCUUCACACAGAAGCUGGAUCAGUGUGCUCAUGUGGAAUGAAGAACGUUUGAGAGCUCAGGAUUAUUUUUCAAUGUGUUGUUUCCUUUAGAGUGCAGGAUCUGUAUAAUACAUGUGAGGUUCUGAUUCACCAGAGCUGCACUUGUGAUGUUUCUCUAAGUUAGUCAGCUUUGAUUGCUGUAUGUUUGCUUCAGGUCCUACGCUGAACUUUAUAUAUUAUGUAGUAAACUCGCCGCAAGCUUACAUACAACCUAAACAACUGAGACUCUGCAACAUGUUCAACAUGCAUUUCAUGUGUCUGCUUGUAUUAGUAUUAAAUUAAAUGGACUUUAAAGUGUGUUCUUUUUUGUUCCUUCUUUAUUUUAACAUAAGAAAUAGAUGGAAAAAUAAACAUAUGUGUAAUGUAACAUCCCCAGUAGGUCAGUUAUACCACCUUCCACUGUGGUGAACAAUACAAUCUAAUCGAAGUGUGAGAAGGAGAACCCGAGCAGGAAUGGUGAGCUGAAUGUGGAGAGAGAAGCUGAGGGCUCGAUUGUUUUUAUUAUAUUAUUUUUAUAUAAUUACUGUUAAUACUUCUACUGUAAUAACAAUUUACCAGUCAUAACUUUCUUGUGCUCAUUCUUUGUGGUGAUGAAUCGUGACAAAUAAAUAUUAAUAAAUAAGUAGGCUAAAGCUGG